Messenger RNA from Adineta steineri, 2187 nucleotides. The record is from the annotation of a GenBank genome assembly. Lineage: Eukaryota; Metazoa; Rotifera; Eurotatoria; Adinetida; Adinetidae.
AUGUGGGAUGACGAGAGUUACAAUCCAACAAAUAUCAUUUUUGGUAAUUUUACAGAAACCUGGUCUCUCUUUGUGACAUCGAAUGGUGAUAUUUAUAUUGAUGAUGGUGUUAUCAAUCGUCAGGUACAGAGAUGGAGUGCAGAAACAAAUAACUUUGUCACAGUGAUGAAUAUCAACUCGUCAUGUUAUGGUUUGUUUGUCGAUGUCAAUGAUACUCUUUAUUGUUCAAUGUACGAUCAUCAUCAGGUAGCGAAAAGAUCAUUAAAUGAUGCUGUGAUGAAUACAAAUCGUAUUGCUGCUGGAACAGGUAGUGAAGGAUCAGGCUCGAAUCAGCUUAAAAAUCCUCUAGGAAUCUUUGUCGACGUGAAUUUGGAUUUAUAUGUCGCAGAUUGUGGAAAUGAUCGAGUUCAGUUGUUUCAGUCAGGAGAAUCAAACGGCAUCACAGUAGCUAGAAGUGGAACGCUAGAUACAACAAUUAGACUUGACUGUCCCAGCGGAAUUAUAUUAGAUACUGAGAAGUACUUAUUCAUCGUGGAUAAUGGCAAUAGUCGCAUUAUUGGUUCAGACUUGAAUGGUUUCCGAUGUUUAGUUGGAUGCUAUGGAGAGGGUUCACAAUCCAAUCAAUUGAUAUUUCCAUUUAGUUUUAGUUUCGAUCAUUCUGGAAACAUGCUUGUUACUGAUUAUGGAAAUCAUCGAAUUCAAAAAUUUAAAUACUUAAAAAAAUCAUGUGGUGCUCCAGUAAAUAUUCAAUUAAAAUAUUCAUCAGAAUUAAUCGAUGAUAGUCCAACAUAUUAUCGAGAUUGUCAAGUACCGCAAUGCCAUUAUGAAACAUUACAAAUUCAUGUUAAUACAACGGGUUUGUAUGUUCUUUGGGGCGAAAGUAAUAUUAAUGCAUAUGGAUAUAUCUACAAAAAUGAUUUCAAUCCUCUAAAACCAUCUGAAAAUUUACUGCUAUCGCAUGGCGGUGAAUGUAAUGAUGGACAAUUCAAAUUAAUCAUCGAUCUUGAGAUCAAAACUCAGUACAUAUUAGUUGUGACAACACACGAUCCUAAAACAUUUGGGAGCUUCUCUAUUUUUAUCUCUGGACCAAACAAUGUUAGCAUUAACCCUUUUAGUCCAGAACAAAGUAGUUGUGUGAUCGGUGAUCAAUGUAACUUUUACAUCAAAGGAAUUGGUUUGACACUCGAUGAUAUUUUACACGAUGAACUUCAACCGAAUAUAGUGCUGAAUAAUCAAUCAUUUUCGAUUAAAUUCAGUGCGGGUUUAACAAUAAUUAUGUUUGUCGCAGGAUUAAUCAAUAGUAUUAUUUCUUUUAUUACAUUUCAAAGUAAAGAUGCUCAACAAGUUGGAUGUGGAAUGUAUCUGUUGGCAUCAUCGAUUACUUCUCUUUUGGCAAUUAGUAUGUUCAUAAUCAAAUUCUGGUUUGUUGUUCUCACUCAUAUCAAUGUGUCCACUAGUCUCUCUGUUCUUCGUGGAGGUUGUGCAUCUAUUGAACCAAUUCUAAAACUUUUUCUCUACUUGGAUGGUUGGCUUAAUGCUUGUGUAGCAGUUGAACGAGCAGUGCUUAUUUUUAAAGGUAUAAAAUUUGAUAAGAAAAAGAGCAAAUCUAUUGCUCGACGAACAGUUCUUAUUUUACCAUUCUGUAUUUUCGGUACUCUUAUUCACGAGUUCGUCUUUCGUCGAUUGUUCGAAUAUGAAACAGUACCCGAUGCGAUAGAUACGAGAAAUAAUAAUGAAGACACAAUCAAGCGAUAUGUAUCAUGUAUCACUAAUUAUUCUCCUCCUGUCCAAGAUUACAAUACAGCCGUUCUAUUUUUUCAUCUUGUUGGUCCGUUUAUUGUUAAUCUUUUCUCUGCGUUGUUUAUCAUCUUUGGAGGUGCUCAACAACGAUCAAUAGCACGAACUAAUCAAAAUUUUAAAGAACAUGUUCGAGAACAAUUCAGUGAACAUAAACAGCUGAUCAUUAGCCCAGUAGUUUUACUCGUUUUGUCAAUACCUCGUCUCAUCAUUUCAUUGCUUCCUGGUUGUGCGAAAACAUCUGAGAACUUAUGGUUAUAUCUUGGAGCAUAUUUCAUUUCGUUUACUCCUUCGAUGCUAAUCUUUCUUAUCUUUGUCUUUCCUUCGAAAUUGUAUAUGAAAGCAUUUAAACAAUCUUUGAUUCGCAUUCGACGGCGUGCUUCUUCUUGA